Molecule: messenger RNA, 5196 nt
Organism: Felis catus (domestic cat)
Lineage: Eukaryota; Metazoa; Chordata; Mammalia; Carnivora; Felidae
Gene: MROH8
Product: maestro heat like repeat family member 8
Exons: 24
Coding region: 1864-5016 (1050 amino acids)
Cellular component (GO): cytoplasm
Source: RefSeq, a predicted model, not a curated record
CUGUCUCUCUCUCUCUCAAAAAUAAACAUUAAAAAAAAAUUGUUUUUAAAAACACUAGAAAGAAAUCUAUAAGGCAUUCAUUAAUAAAAUAUUUAUUGGAUGCCUACCAAGCCCUAUUUUUGGUAUUAAAGCAGGAAACAGAAAAAACAAAACAAGACCUCACGGAGUCUACAUUCUAGGGUGAAAAGAAAGAUAUCACACAACACAAUUAAGAAACAUUACUUAUCACGUUAGGUGACAAUCAUUAUGGAGAAUAAAAAAGCACAGAAGAGAUUCACUGAGAAGAACUACAAUUUUUGAUAUGAGAGUCUACGAAGGUCUAACUAAGAAAUAAAACUACUGUGUAUAGACCUGAAGGAAAAGAAGGAGCAAGUCACAAAGACAUUUUUGGGGAAACUAUCCCAAGAAGAAAAGCAAGUGCAAAGACCCUGAAUCAGCAGUAUAUAUAGUAUUCUUGGAUAUUAGCAAAGAGGAAAGUAUAGCUAGAGUAGCAUAAGCAAAGGAUGAAAAGUAUGGAAGCAGUGAUAAAGGCAGCAGAGGUUAAAUCUGAAGGGCCUUUAACAUCUUUGUAGGGCCUCUGGCUUUUAAUGAGAUGGGAGCCACUAGAAAGUUUUGAGGAGUGAUUUGAUUUACAUUUUAACAGGAUCAUUGACACAACUGUCAGGAUUUAAUGGGAUCUUGACACAAUUGUCAAGAAUAAACAAAACUGUGUUGAGACUAUGCAGGAGAAAGGACCUAAAAAGGAUCACCAGUUAGUAAUAACCCAAGUAAAAAGAUAAUGGUGGUCACAGCCAGGGUGACAGUAGUAGAGGUGAGAAGCAGUCAGAGUCUGGCUAGAAUUCAAGGUCAAAGCCAGAACUUUUAAAGGAUAGAAAAAUGCAAGAAAAAUCUGAAUCUCCAGUGCUUUGUAUACAUGCAUGUACUCAAUAUAUUAAGAUCUAGUAAAUGACUAUGAAAACAUGUGUGGGAUAUGCCCAUACUAUAUGCUAAGUACUUGGCAUGCACUGAGUCAUUAAAUCUUCACAACAUGCAAAUGAGUGUGGUUUACAGACCAAGAAAUUGAGACUCAGGAGUUACGUGCCCUAAAAAACAAAUGAGAAUCAAACUGCAGGCAUUUUGAAUCCAAAGUUUGUUUUUAACCACUCUAUCACCCUCAACUUUUCAAAAACUGGAACAAUGACCCAGUAUCUUAAUCACUGUUAUCGUGGGCAAGUUACUUCUCUUCUUUGAAAUUCUGCCUUCCUAUCUGUCAAAUGUAAGUAAUAGUACACAUGCCCCACGCCGCCGUGGUGAGACUACAUGAGGAUUCCAUUCUGCACAGUGCUCACUCAAUAACUAGCAAUGCAGUUAACUUCAUUGAUGCUUGCUUAGUGCCAUAUACUAUUUUAACUACGCAAGGGAAUCAGCUUAUUUUGAUACAGCAAUUUAUGCAGCGGAUAAUGUGACUGAUCUAGUUUACAGAUCAGAAACUGAGGUGCGGAGAGGUUAAGGAACUUGCGCUGGAACACAAAACGAACACUUGGCAGGCUACAAGCAUGCACCAGGAGAAUCUAACUUCAGAAUUUAUACCCUACGUUCUCAGGUGAGUGAUUUCCUUCCUCCUUUUUACUAAAAAGGAAACCACGGUCCAAAGAAGAACGAUUUGGCCGCAAGCUUCCACUCAGGCACCCCCCGCCGGCCCGGGAGCCGCCGCGAGUCAAAUGAAUGAAGCCAGACCUACGGUUAACCGCGGCCCCCGGUUGGGCCUCGGGGGCACCCGUAGCUCCACGCCGCACUCGCACCCACCCCACCUCCGCUUGCCUGCAGUCCCACUAGCUAGACAGCCCUCCGUCACACACUCGACCCCAAAAAGAGCCCAAGCACAUGCCCCUUCCCCACAGGGGAAGAGGCUCCCGCCUGGCCGGCUCCCGAGUGGCGAGCACUAGCCUCCCGCGUGCUACGGCCUACUCGCCCAGGCGUGCCGGCCGCGGGACCCCGUUGCCGAGCCAUGCACAACGCCUCACCCGGCGACGCCAUUUCUCCGAGCAGGUCCCACCAGGGCCCGAGCCGCAGGCUGACUUCCGCUCGGGAAAGUGGCGCCAAGAGCGCGCCGGAGGGGACGCCAGGGACUCGCGGCGGUCUGCGCGUGCUGGGAUGGGAUCUAGACACAGGAUCUGUAGUCAGGAAGAAAUAGUGAUCCCCUGUGCUUCUGACAAUGAUUCAGGAAGUGUGGAUUUGCAGCUGAGCAACUUAGAGGAUGUUAAAAACGAUGCAAGUAGCCUUGAACUUACAGACUCGGACAUCUCUGACAUCGCUGGACUCCCUCAGGAAUCUCUCACAGAUAGCUUCAGACACCUGACCCAACAAGGCCCCCUCAGUGAGCCCAUUGUUGAGAGGCUGAUCCAGUCUAUCCAGGAGUUUUUUAAUGGUGACCUACAGAGUGAACUUGAGAAGCUGACAUUCCUAAGAUCUUUGUGUUCUCUCAGCCGAGCUUUACCUUAUGAUGAAACCAUAGGAGCAUUCAUCCACAGCCACAUUGAGGACAUUGUGCAUAUCCUGAAUAUGCUGGUAGAAGAGGAGCUUCCGCAUUCUCUCUUCAGCCCUGUGCACCAGGAGGUCUUUGUCACCAUUGCUGACCUCAGUUACCAAGAUGUCCAUUUGCUACUUGGCUCUGAAGAUCGAGCUGACUUUUUCAGUCUUCUCACAAAAAGUAUAAUCACUCUGCCCCCUGUAAAGACUCUUACCCAGCUGGAGGAAAUCGUGCCAAGUGGAUCCUACAACACAGAGUCUCUCUACAGGCAGACACUUCAGGCAUUCUCUGAGAUGCUCCAGAGUUUGGUAGUAAAAGACCCACAUUUGGAAAAUCUCGACACCAUUUUUAAGCAAAUGGACCCCUGGUUACAAUCAACCAAAGACCAUGAGCGGGAACGGGCCGCAGUCAGCAUGGCUGAAGUUCUAAAGUGCUCAUCCAGACAUCUCAGCUUGAAGCUUCCACUGCAAUUCCAAAGGCUUGGGCGCCUGGUGGCUCUGAUGGCACUACUGUGUGGGGACCCAGUGAAAGAGGUAGCUGAGGAGGCUGCAGAGGGCACGCACUACCUACUGCAUAUCACGCUGAGGCUGAAGUAUGUCACUCAUGACAAGAAAAAUCACCCAAGCUUGAGGAGAGCAAUGAAAAAGUGUCAAGAACUCCUAGAACUCUACAGUAUUAAGCAGUUCUACAGUUGUCCCUUCAGAAUUGCCCAGGUCUUUGAAGUGUUUCUCAAUUCAAACGAGCUCUGCCAGUUUGUAAUGACUAUAUUGGAUGGCCUGAAAAAUCUGAAACAUCCCUGCACCCAAAAAUCAGCAGGAGAAUUGCUGAUAACAUUGGUGGAAAAUGCAGAGUCCCGAUUUGAGAAGGUGCCAGAAAUUAUGGGAGUGAUCUGUGCCCAGCUAUCCAUAAUCAGCCAGCCUAGAGUCCGCCAACAAAUCAUAAAUACUGUGAGUUUGUUUAUCUCCAGGCCCAAGUACACAGAUAUAGUGAUCAGCCACCUUCUGUGUCAUCCAGUACCAUAUGACAGGCAUCUGGCUGAAUUGUGGAGAACUCUGGAUGUAAAACUGCCCAGCACCACCUGGAUUCUGUGGAGACUCCUGAGGAAGUUGCAGAAAUGCCAUAAUGCACCCACCCACGAGAAGAUGGCCUAUAUGGCUGUUGCUGCAACAGACGCCCUUUAUGAGGUGUUUGUGGGAAACAGGCUCCGAGCAGCUACAUUCCGACUCUUCCCUCAGCUUCUCAUGACACUGCUUAUCCAGAUACACCACAGCAUUGGCCUUACCAUGUCUGAUGUCACCAUCCCAAGCGGUCUGUACACAGAACAGGAGAUGUCUUCACAGGUCACCCCUUUGUGCUUCGCCAUACAGGCUACAAAGACUCUCCUUCUCAGAACAUUGUGCUGGCAGGAAUUCAACAUCAUGGAAAAGAAUAAAGGAUGGACCCUCUUGGAAGGAAAAGAUGGCCAUCUUCAGGGAAUAUCUCUCCUUGCCAAUGCAUUGCUGGAAAGAAAUCACCUCUUUGCAAAUAAGAUCAUGUACUUGUUGGUCCCUCUUCUUAACCGAGGGAAUGAUAAACAUAAACUCACAUCUGCAGGAUUUUUCGUGGAGCUUCUCCAGAGUCCAAUGGCUAGGAGACUGCCCAGCAUAUACUCUAUUGCCCGCUUGAAAGACUGGCUACAUCAUGGAAAUAAUGUCUUCAAAACUCUUGCCCUAAAGGGACUGCACUAUCUUACCAGACACCAGGAGAUGAGGGAAGGCAUCAAGAGCCUGUUGCCGUGCAUCUUAGACCUCUUAUGUGAAACCGACGAGAAGAUUGUUUUGUUGGCCAUCCAGAUACUCCUGCAACUCGUCGAGACAAUGGAUUUCACUACCCUGACUGCCAUGAUGAAGACCCUGUUCUCCCUAUUUGGUGAUGUGAGACCUGAUGUUCAUCGUUUCUCCAUGACCCUCUUUGGAGCCUCCAUAAAGUCUGUGAAAUACACAGAUAAGAAGGGUAUAGAGAAUCAAGUCCUGGACAGCUUGGUCCCACUACUUCUGUAUUCUCAAGAUGAAAAUGAUGCAGUAGCUGAGGAAAGCAGGCAGGUCCUAACUAUAUGUGCCCAGUUCCUGAAGUGGAAGCUGCCCCAAGAAGUGUACUGCAAAGAUCCCUGGUACAUCAGGUGUGGCAAAGUUGGAAAAGUCUGCAAGUUCUUUGGAAAAAAAUGCAAGGGGAAAGUUAACCUUGUAGCCCAAACAUUGAUGUUCUCCAAGAAUGCAAAGAUUCCUAUCAGAAGAGCAGCAGUCUUAUUUGUAGGGCUCUUAUUGAAGUAUGUGGAUCACAGUGAGCUCAGGAUGAAAGGCACUGACUGGAUAGAGAAAGAUCUGAGAGAUCUGCUGUGUGACCCUGAGCCCUCUCUGCGCAUCAUCGCCUCUCAGGCUCUCUUCCAAGUCCGGGAGGUAGGGACUGAACAAGACCCCAGGCAGACUGUUUGCGGCUUGAGGAAGCUCAUGGGCUGUCUUUCUACUUAGAAAUGCAAGGCAAGUAACAUCAGAGAGAAGCACCCAUUAAGAAGCAGAGGUCGUGGGCACCUGGCUGGGCCUGUCGGUGGAACAUAUGACUCUUGAUCUCAGGGUCGUGAGUUCGAGCCCCACGUUGGGCAGAGAGAUUACUUUAAAAAAAAAAAAAAAAGCAGAGGUCUGAUUUUUUUA